UUUGACUAAAUUCACUUCGGAAACUUAGAAUCAAUCACCUGUAAAAAUUACUCUAAAUAUUUGAAAUGCAUUUCUUUUGUGGUUGCUAUAAAAGAAAAUGUUUUUAAUGCAGCAUAAGCAAUAACCAUUCAACUUCGUAAAACAUGAUCUCCAAGUGCAUUUUCGUUCUUGUCUUCAGUGUCAUCUCUAUGACGUAUGCUCAUGGUCAUUUCCCAGUGGAAGAGCACCACGCACCCAAGCCUUACAAAUUUGGAUACAGCAUUAAAGACAAGCAUGGUGAACAACAUAGGGAAGAAUCGGGAACAGGAGGGCACGUGACUGGCAGCUACGGAUUUACCGAUGCUCGAGGUGUUAAAAGACAAGUGAACUACGUAGCCGACAAAGCCGGAUUCAGAGCCCAAGUCAAGACUAACGAACCCGGAACCGCAAACCAAAACCCAGCCGCAGUACUCCUCGUCUCCGAUGCUCCUUACACCGGUGGUGAAGGAUACUUGGGUGUACCUGCAGCAGCUGCUGGAUAUGGAUAUGGAGGUUUAGGAUAUGGCGGUGGAUAUGGAGGAGCUUAUGGAGGUCUUGGUUACGGUGGAGCUUAUGGAGGUCUUGGUUAUGGUGGAGCUUAUGGAGGUCUUGGUUAUGGUGGAGCUUAUGGAGGACUCGGUUUAGGAAUUUUAGGUGGUUUGGGAUAUGCUAGAUAUGGAUAUUAACUAAAUUAGUGUUUUAUUGAAAUAAUUUAUAUUUAUGUUUGUAACUAUUUUGUUCCACUACAACAUAAUAAAUUGUGCCUCUUCUGAAAUUUAAGUUUUUACUGUCUUGCAUUAUCAUAUGUUUGUGAUUUUUCUUCAAUUCUAGAAUCAUUUUUAGAGCUUCCUACUUUCUCCUUCUUUUUGAAUUUCGCGUUGCAUUGCUUUAUAUGCUUUAACAAUUUGCAUGUUCUACUUAUUUGGGUAUUGAAUUUUCUUUUCAAAAUCUGCUUCUAUUGCAUUCAUUUCUAAUUCCAGGGAAUUAAAUUGCUUAAAAUCACCCUUGUUUUUUUUAUAUAUUUUUGUUAUGUUUAUUUAUUAUGUUAUUUUGCAUGUAUUUAUUCUUUGAAUGUUCUUUUUUCCCCCUUUGAAUUCUUAGAAUGCUUUUAUCUUUUCUUAUUUCUCACUUAUUUAUUUCUUAAUAUCUCCUAUAUUUAAUACUAUUCUUCGCGCAAUUUUAUUUCUUGCGAUGUAUAUUUUUGGUGAUAUUUGGUUUUCUCACCUUUUAGCAUGUUAUUCAAUAAAAUGUUUCUUUUUUUGCAUGCAGUAUUUAUAUGUUUUACUUGUCUUAAACUUCUUCAGUCUUUCUGCUCUUCUAUGCAUGCCCAAGAUAUUUUUCUAUUUUUUACCAUAUUUUUAGGUUUUCUAGUAUUUUUCAAUAUUUUAUUCUUUUGUAUGUAUUUGUGGAAUAUUUUAGCUACUUCCUAUUUUUUUCUCACAUCAUUUCAAUUUUACUUUGCAAGCAAGCUUAUUAAAAAUUUUUCCUGUUAACUCUUUAUGCAAGAUAGUAAAUUCGUUGUCAUGUUUUUGUGUUUAAUUGCUUUGUUAUUCUCAGCUAUACGUUGUAUUUGCUUCAAAUUUAGUUUUGUAUAUCUUUAAAUCUCUGCCAGCCUUCCUCGUAUUUUAAUUCACAAUGUUUUAAAUAUUUCCCAUUUUAUGUAAGUUAUGUGCAAUUUGUCUAUAAAUGUUUGCAAAUUUGAAUAAAAAAAUAACCAAGCAA
Messenger RNA from Parasteatoda tepidariorum (common house spider), 1740 nucleotides. RefSeq lists its product as uncharacterized. Gene Ontology annotation, molecular function: structural constituent of chitin-based larval cuticle. NCBI's taxonomy places the organism in Eukaryota, Metazoa, Arthropoda, Arachnida, Araneae, Theridiidae. The record is from RefSeq and is a predicted model, not a curated record. Gene Ontology annotation, cellular component: chitin-based extracellular matrix.